CAAGAAGCUGUGCUUUUACAAAAAUCCUUACAAAUUGAACUUGAAAACUGGAUAAAAAUGGAAAAAGAAAUUGAAGAAAAAAUUAACGAAGAUUCGAAAAAGGUUGAGAAGUGGGCUGCAAAGGAGAAUCUAUUACUUCAAAAAAUUGAUGAGUACACAGAAAAGAUUGCUUCAUUAGGAGCAUUACCACAAACGGAUCCUAUAUAUGCCAAGAUGUCCCUAAAAACGUUAUUUAAAGAAUUGGAAAAGGCUAACCAACAUCUUAAAAAAUAUAAUCAUGUUAACAAAAAGGCAUUGGAUCAGUUCCUAAGCUUUUCUGAGCAAAAAGAAAAACUUUACAAACGAAAAGAAGAGUUAGAUGUUGGUGACGAAAAAAUUCGAGAGUUGAUGCAGUCAUUGGAAAUGCAGAAAGUGGAGGCUAUACAGUUUACAUUUAAACAAGUUGCUAAAAAUUUUACACAUGUGUUUAAAAAGUUAGUGCCUCAAGGAGCUGGGUAUCUUAUACUUAAAACAAAGGACAACGAAGGAGACGUUUCAGAUAGAGAAGUAGCUAAUUCUGAUGCAUUCACAGGCAUCGGAAUAAGAGUUUCUUUUACUGGCGUUGAAGCUGAAAUGAGAGAAAUGAACCAACUAUCAGGUGGGCAGAAGUCACUUGUUGCGCUGGCUUUAAUUUUUGCCAUACAAAAGUGCGACCCUGCUCCAUUUUAUUUAUUUGACGAAAUUGAUCAGGCUUUGGAUGCUCAACACAGAAAAGCAGUAGCGGAUAUGAUUCACGAAUUGAGUGAUAAAGCGCAAUUCAUAACCACUACGUUCCGACCGGAGCUAUUGGAAAAUGCCCAUAAAUUCUACGGCGUUCGAUUCAGAAAUAAAGUGAGUCACAUAGACUGUGUAACUCGAGAACAAGCGAAAGACUUCGUUGAAGAUGAUAACACACAUGCAUAA
Molecule: messenger RNA, 942 nt
Organism: Musca vetustissima
Lineage: Eukaryota; Metazoa; Arthropoda; Insecta; Diptera; Muscidae
Product: structural maintenance of chromosomes protein 3-like
Exons: 2
Coding region: 58-942 (294 amino acids)
Biological process (GO): mitotic sister chromatid cohesion
Molecular function (GO): cohesin loader activity; double-stranded DNA binding
Source: RefSeq, a predicted model, not a curated record